UGCAAUUAGAGCUCAAUGGUACGAUGGGGACAUUUACGUCAAAGACCCAUAUUAUAUAUAUAUGUUGAAAAUAGCCGCAUUCUGCCAAGCUUGUCGUGCUCGUGCCCUCUUCGUAAUUUCAGCCUAGCAUUAAUUAGCCAGUUGUUGCGCCUCUCUUUUUACGAUAAUUACGUGCGUACAGCGGUGGAACUAGGUGUGAAAAUGGAAGUAGAGACGGGCGACAAGGAGGAGAUAGUGGAUGUGGGGAAGCUGCAGGAUGAAUCUGAGGUUUCAACAAAGAGAAUCCCACCGUGGAGAAAGCAGAUAACGGUGAGGGGAGUCAUUGCUAGCACUGUGAUCGGUUGCAUAUACAGUGUCAUAGCAAUGAAACUGAACCUCACAACCGGGCUUACCCCAAAUCUCAAUAUUUCUGCUGGCCUCCUCGCCUUUAUAUUUAUGCGCACUUGGACUAAGCUGCUUGACAAGGUUGGAAUUGUCACGUUUCCCUUCACCCGCCAGGAGAACACCAUGAUUCAAACAUCCGCAGUUGCAUGUUACAGCAUCGCUGUUGGAGGAGGUUUUGGGUCUUAUCUACUUGGAUUAAACAAGAGGACCUAUGAGCAGACAGGGAUCGAUACAGUUGGAAAUUCUUCUGGCAGUUACAAGAAUCCUGGAAUUGGAUGGAUGACCGGCUUCCUUUUCCUUGUUUGUUUCACUGGUCUUUUUGUUUUGAUUCCUCUCAGAAAGGUCUUGAUAGUCGACUACAAAUUGAGGUUUCCAAGUGGCAUGGCAACCGCUGUUCUCAUCAACGGAUUUCAUAAUCAGGGAGAAAAGAUGGCUAGGAAACAAGUACGCGGAUUCAUGAAGGUAUUUUCAUUCAGUUUCUUGUGGGGGUUUUUCCAAUGGUUUUACACUGGAAAAGAGGACUGUGGGUUCUCGCAUUUUCCCACUUUUGGGUUGAAGGCAUGGAAGAAUACAUUCUACUUUGAUUUUAGCAUGACUUACCUGGGAACUGGAAUGAUCUGCCCGCACAAAGUGAACUUGUCGGCGCUUCUUGGAGCCGUGCUUUCGUGGGGUAUCAUGUGGCCGGUUCUUGGCAAGCUUAAAGGAGAAUGGUUCCCAGCCAAUUUGCCGGAAACCAGCAUGAAAAGCUUGAAUGGCUACAAGGUCUUUCUUGCUAUUGCUCUCCUCUUAGGAGACGGCCUAUAUAAUUUCUUCAAGAUUGUUUGUAUCACUCUCAUAAAUAUGCAUAGCAGAUACAACCAGAGAAACUCCAACUCAGCUAUGCAUGGAGAAAACAAGGCGCUUGACAACCUGAGAGAAGACGAGAUAUUCACCGGAGAAACCAUCCCCAUGUGGGUAUCUAUGAGUGGAUACAUUUUCUUCACCUUGCUCUCUGUAAUCGCGAUUCCAUUCAUAUUCCCUGAGGUUAAGUGGUACUAUGUCAUCAUAGCAUACAUUAUAGCGCCAUCUUUGGCCUUCUGCAAUGCCUACGGAGCUGGUCUUGCCGACAUAAACAUGGCCUACAAUUACGGGAAGGUUGGCCUCUUUGUGCUGGCCGCACUGGCCGGAAAAGAGCAUGGCGUGGUGGCAGGGCUGGCCGGAUGCGGUCUCAUGAAAUCAGUCAUCUCGACGUCAUGCAUUCUGAUGCAGGACAUGAAAACAGGGCACCUCACUCUGGCAUCGCCGCGAGCCAUGGUGUUGAGCCAGGCCAUCGGCACUGCCAUAGGCUGCGUGGUGGCGCCUCUCAGCUUCUUUCUCUUCUACAAGGCAUUUGACGUGGGGAACCCGCACGGCGAAUACAAGGCUCCUUUCGCCGUGAUCUAUAGGAACAUGGCGAUCCUCGGCGUGCAAGGCUUCUCGGCUUUGCCCCGCCAGUGCCUCAAACUCUGCUUUGGCUUCUUUGGCUUUGCGGUAGGGGUUAACCUAGCGAAGGACGUUUCACCGCCGGGAAUUGGGAAAUGGUUGCCGCUGCCCAUGAUCAUGGCCAUGCCCUUUCUGGUCGGAGCCUACUUUGUCAUCGACAUGUGUGUGGGGAGCUUGAUAGUGUUUGUGUGGCACAAACUCAACUCCAAGAAAGCUGAGUUGAUGAUUCCAGUGGUUGCCUCUGGUCUCAUCUGCGGAGAAGGUCUGUGGACGCUUCCUGCGUCACUUCUUUCCUUGGCCAAGAUAAACCCACCAAUCUGUAUGAAAUUCAUUCCUUCCUAGAAGAAUCACCCCAGAUGUUGGAAGGGAAUUGGGAGAAUUCUGUUACUUAUAUAUACUAAUACUGGAUCCGUGAUGAACUACUGCCCUGGCCAAUAGCUGCUCUGCUUAGGUCACUUUUGGUAUCCAAAUUAAGAACUCUAGCUAGCUUCAAUCUGAUAUCAAAUCUCCUUAUAUAACAGAGAAUAAGAUUGAGGCUGAAACUAGCCCUGGAUCUUUC
This is a messenger RNA of Diospyros lotus (date-plum), 2404 nucleotides long. RefSeq names its product metal-nicotianamine transporter YSL1-like. Gene Ontology annotation, cellular component: plasma membrane. NCBI's taxonomy places the organism in Eukaryota, Viridiplantae, Streptophyta, Magnoliopsida, Ericales, Ebenaceae. The transcript has 8 exons. The record is from RefSeq and is a predicted model, not a curated record. Gene Ontology annotation, molecular function: oligopeptide transmembrane transporter activity; iron-nicotianamine transmembrane transporter activity. The coding region runs from base 16 to 2187 and encodes 723 amino acids. Gene Ontology annotation, biological process: seed development; response to iron ion.